UCCGUGACCCGCCAUGAAACCUUCCACAUGCAAGCUGGCCCCCUACAAGCGCCACUAGAAACACCCAGGCAGCAUCCGCGGCCCUGGUAUUUCUGUGCGGCUCCGAGGAUACAGCUAUGGACGUGUAACCAUAACAACUGUGUUCUGAUUGGCUCUCCAGGCAACGGGAAUUAACAGGGGCGUCGUCCAAUCUGAGCGCAGGACGCGCGUCGCGCUGGCAAAACCUCGUGAUAACCCAGGCACAGUGAUGCUGAAAGUGGCGACGUGAGGUGAGCCCGAAGGAAAUGACUGGACCCAAAACAAAGCACGAGCGAAGGGAUGAAAUAUCCGAAAUAAACACGUGUGAAUGAUGAUGAUGUUUUAACUGUGUGCUCGUGAGAAAACAUGCCCGGUUUGUCCAUUACGCAGUCCAUCAGCUGGCGCGGCUGAAAUCUCUCCUCCUCUCCUCUGGAUUGUGGAUUGUGACAAGUGCCAGGACAGCCACCAAAACAGGACCAGGACUACAACAAUUCCCGGGGAUUGUCAGUCCGCUGCCUUUGAACGGGAGCUUCUUCCAGUUUUCAGCCUGACAGCGCACCUCCCGGAGCCAAGACGUUGUUCCGCGUAGACCCGGGUUAUCCGAGCAGCGCAGUCCGUGUGGGAAGGUCGGCACUCGGCGUCCUGCAGGCCGGAGACAUGAUGGUCCACUGUGCCGGGUGCGAACGGCCCAUCCUGGACCGGUUCCUCCUCAACGUGCUGGACAGAGCCUGGCACGCCAAGUGCGUCCAGUGCUGUGAGUGCAACUGCAACCUCACCGAGAAGUGCUUCUCCAGGGACGGGAAGCUCUAUUGCAAAAUGGACUUUUUCAGGCGGUUUGGCACAAAAUGCGCGGGCUGUCUGCAGGGAAUCUCGCCAAACGACUUGGUGCGCAAAGCCCGCAGCAAGGUGUUUCAUCUGAACUGCUUCACCUGCAUGGUGUGUAACAAGCAGCUGUCCACGGGAGAGGAACUCUAUGUGAUAGACGAAAACAAGUUUGUGUGCAAAGAAGAUUAUGUGAGCUCCGGGGCCAUUAAAGAAGUCAACUUGAACUCAGUGUCGUCGUGUACGGAUAGGAGUUUAUCGCCGGAUCUGCAGGACCCAAUACAGGACGACAUAAAAGAGACGGACAAUUCAACGUCCUCAGAUAAGGAAACGAACAAUAUUGAGAAUGAGGAGCAGAACUCGGGGACCAAAAGGCGGGGGCCCCGGACCACCAUCAAGGCCAAGCAGCUGGAAACGUUAAAGGCCGCGUUUGUCGCCACGCCGAAGCCGACCCGGCACAUCCGAGAACAGCUGGCCCAGGAAACGGGACUGAACAUGCGGGUCAUCCAGGUUUGGUUCCAGAACAGAAGAUCCAAAGAGCGACGAAUGAAGCAGCUGAGUGCUCUGGGAGCCCGACGGCACGCCUUCUUCAGGGGCCCGAGGAGGAUGAGGCCCCUGGGAGGCAGGCUGGAGGAUCCAGACAUUUUAGGACCUGGGGCCUACGGUUACUAUGGAGAAUACCAAGGUGACUAUUACACACCAGGAAGUAACUACGACUUCUUCCCCCACGGCCCCCCAUCCUCGCAGGCUCAGUCUCCGGCCGAGUCCCCCUAUAUCCUCAGCUCUGGAGGAGCCAUGGAGGGAUCAGGCCACCACCCUUCAGAUGACCAAAGGUUCACGGACAUGAUCUCCCACGCAGAAACCCCCAGUCCGGAGCCGGGCUUACCGAGCUCCCUGCAGCCUGUCCCGGGGGAGGCUUACGGGGGCGGACCCAGUCCUCCUUUCUCCUUGGCUAGUAACUCCAGCUACAGCGCUCCUAUGUCCCACCAAGGCCAGGAGAUGGGGGAAACCACAGCCUGGUAAAGGACAAACCACAGGGACCAUUCCUGGGCUGAAUGUCAGCCUAGUUAAUUCAGGAGAUGAACUGGAAAAACAACCCACAUUGUGGAGUGAAAAGUACAGCUGAAAUUUCUAUGGAGGACUUUUUAAAAAUCACAACUGAUUUUCACCACUGACGAACUGAUGGAAACACAGAAAGAAUGGGACAGCUUGUUGGAAAGAGUAAUAUUCGCUGCCCAGUAGACACUCCAAAGCAUAUCCCUUCCUGGAUUACUGGACUUGAAUUAUUUGAAAAAAAAGGUUGCGAUUCCACCCAGCAAAAAUGCUUCUCGCCUUCCCCUUGAUGUUACCGAAGGUAUAAUGCUCUAGGAACACAUUAGAGAGAAAUGCCAAAGGGGACAUCUUUAGUUCUCUUAAUUUCUGAACACAUUUUGCUUCAAAGCAACAUUUGGUUUUUUCAUUCUGUUGUUCCACACCUGUCUAACACACUCUACCCUCAAUAUUAAAAAGAAGACAAAGGACCAGCUUUAAUGUUCACAUUCAAACACGUAUGUGGCAAUCAAGACACGAUAUUUUUAGUUAAAAAAACGCUGCUUUAAACGCUCUGUACACCUCUGUAAGAGAAUUUGUCAAAUCAAAGGCUGCUCCUUGGUAGAAACUGACACACAUAUACACACACACCUCUGGCAUUGACUUUCUCUACCAAACAUCUCAGCUAUAAGUCCAUUAAUGCACAAAAAGUGUUCUUGAUCAUAGCUCUAAAGAAGGAUGUCUAUACCAUUAUUCAAAACACGUACACAAUUAUACAGACACUUGUACUCACUCAAGCAUGCACACGCACACACACACACACACACACACACACACACACACAAAUCUCACACCCACCCAGCCGGCCCUGAUAGUUCUGCUCUACAGACUGCUUCACCUGACCUUCCUUUUGUUACUGUCCCUUUUAAAAAACAUGUUUUAAUGGAAAUGAUUUUCAAAAGAACAUUGAACCCAUAAUGGAGAAUCUCCUUCAACAGCUGAGGUCUCCUUCCUCUAAAGAGAGAAAACAAAAGAGGGGGCAGACAACAUCUGUGACAUUACCACUGUCUGCUCUGAAGCACUCAUUGCCAUCUAGUGGCCUUAAAACACAGAAUUAAAAAUCAGCUCAAAGCAGCAGAGAGUCCGGCUGUGUGCACGUGAACAUCUUUGUACUGCAGAGGACAAAUUAUUAUUAUUUUCUUUUUUUUACUUCUAAAUAAUGCCAAUAGAUUAUUCUGCAGUUUCAGGGCCAAGUGUCAUCAGGGCUCCUAUUUGAAAAAGUCAGCCUUUGUGGAACUACAUUAAAGGAAACCUCAUGUUCAUCUCUCCUUAUAAUGCUGCUUCUGAAAGGAGACAUACAGCCCAAGUUAGCUGAUAUUAUUCAAUACAAAACCUCCCCGCAGUUCCUCAUUUCACACCUAUUUCGUCUUUACUCUUUCAGCUCUGUUUCAUCAUA
This is a messenger RNA of Dicentrarchus labrax (European seabass), 3325 nucleotides long. RefSeq names its product LIM homeobox 5 (gene lhx5). The record is from RefSeq and is a predicted model, not a curated record. Gene Ontology annotation, cellular component: nucleus. The transcript is spliced from 5 exons. NCBI's taxonomy places the organism in Eukaryota, Metazoa, Chordata, Actinopteri, Moronidae. Gene Ontology annotation, biological process: neuron differentiation; regulation of transcription by RNA polymerase II. Gene Ontology annotation, molecular function: DNA-binding transcription factor activity, RNA polymerase II-specific; RNA polymerase II transcription regulatory region sequence-specific DNA binding. The coding region runs from base 676 to 1863 and encodes 395 amino acids.